AUGAAGAUCCUCUACCUGCUCUUCGCUGUCUUCCUCCUCCUCUUCCAGGCUACUUCAGGUUCUGCAGACCCUCUUUUUGCUGACACCGUCGAGUGCCGGACCCAGGGAAAAUUCUGCCGUGCCGGGGCGUGCCCACCCACCUUCGCUGCCACGGGGACAUGCCACGGGGGGCUGCUGAACUGCUGCUCCAAGUGA
Cinclus cinclus is the source of this 195-nucleotide messenger RNA. RefSeq names its product gallinacin-10-like. Gene Ontology annotation, cellular component: extracellular region. Bases 1 to 195 code for a protein of 64 amino acids. Gene Ontology annotation, biological process: defense response to Gram-negative bacterium; defense response to Gram-positive bacterium; innate immune response in mucosa. The transcript has 2 exons. The record is from RefSeq and is a predicted model, not a curated record. Lineage: Eukaryota; Metazoa; Chordata; Aves; Passeriformes; Cinclidae. Gene Ontology annotation, molecular function: CCR6 chemokine receptor binding.